AUGCUCCCUCAACCCGACGCAGAAACACUAUCCCGAAACCCGCAAUUCGCACUGUUAUGGAAAGACCUAACAACCAACAAAAUGACCAGAGAAGGAGUCUCCAAGUCUCUCACUACAGACAAAGAAACCCUAAAAACCAGAGAAAUACUCAGGACCAAGAGAAUAGAAUUGGCGAAGAGAGAAGUGCUUAAAGAUGCGGUGAGGGCUGUUGCUUUUGGCGAGGGAGAAGGGGGACUGAGUGGUGAGUUGAGAGAGACGGCGCAGAUUGUUUCUGCACAGUUGGAUGGCAAGCUAGAUCCUCAAGAUAAGGAUAUUGUUCAAGUCGAGGUUGAGGAGUUCAUGGCCAACAUCGAGACCGUGAGAGCAGCGGUGGAAACACACAUGGAGCAAAAUGUUAUGCUGCUUUGUCAAAUACUAGAUCCCACACAGCAGCGGGCAGACCCUUCGACACUUCCAGCACAAGUUCAGGCUCUACAGGCAGAUGUGGAAGAAGCGAAAUGGCAACUGGGUGUCAAACGCAUUGAGCUGGCGAGCACGCUGACUCAACUUCUCAAGACGAACGCUCAACUGCUGCAAACAGCCAUUCGGAUAUUGGAGCAGGUAAUGCAUGGCAGUAUAGCACGACACAGUCGAGCGCGAGCCGAACACCUUGCGACAGUCGCACAAGGCCUUGAGAAGCGAUUGCUAGUGGCAAGAAAGACGGUGGCGGGACAAGUGUACGACGGAAGAGCAGAAGAGCAACUCAUGCGCAAGAAGGGAGAGUUGGAUGCACAGAGUGCAGGACUGCGCAGGAGACUCAGAGAUCGCGAGCAGUGGCUGGAGCGCUUGGAAGGAGUUUCAGGACUGCGGGAGGCAGUCGAGGAGAUAACACGGAUGCGGAGCGAAAUCUCUAGGGUGAAGGAGGAGGUCGGGCGAUUGGAACGAGGUGGGUAG
This is a messenger RNA of Aureobasidium melanogenum CBS 110374, 933 nucleotides long. RefSeq lists its product as uncharacterized. The record is from RefSeq and is a predicted model, not a curated record. The transcript has 3 exons. The coding region runs from base 1 to 933 and encodes 310 amino acids. NCBI's taxonomy places the organism in Eukaryota, Fungi, Ascomycota, Dothideomycetes, Dothideales, Saccotheciaceae.